This is a messenger RNA of Batrachochytrium dendrobatidis JAM81, 2070 nucleotides long. Its product is annotated as translation initiation factor eIF2B catalytic subunit epsilon. The record is from RefSeq and is a predicted model, not a curated record. Gene Ontology annotation, biological process: biosynthetic process. Gene Ontology annotation, molecular function: translation initiation factor binding; guanyl-nucleotide exchange factor activity; translation initiation factor activity. Bases 1 to 2070 code for a protein of 689 amino acids. Lineage: Eukaryota; Fungi; Chytridiomycota; Chytridiomycetes; Rhizophydiales. Gene Ontology annotation, cellular component: eukaryotic translation initiation factor 2B complex. The transcript has 13 exons.
AUGGCUCCAACAAAGUCUGCUGCUAGUGCAAAGGGUCUUGCUCCAGAUGAUAUUCUUCAAGCAGUAGUUGUUGCCGACAGCUUUAACAAGAGAUUCAGACCUCUUACUCUUAAUACUCCGAGGUGUCUGAUGCCUUUGGCAAACAUGCCCAUGAUUGAAUAUACUCUGGAAUCUCUUGCUAUUUCCAACAUUCAGGAGAUAUUUAUUGUUUGCUGCAGUCAUGCCGAUCAAAUCAAAUCUUAUAUCAAACACUCACGAUGGGCCAAAUCUGUCACUCCUUCAGUCACCAUGAUCGUGUCACAGGAGUUGCGUAGUAUGGGUGAUGCAUUACGAGAUCUAGAUGCAAAACAAGUUUUACAGUCGGAUUUUGUUCUUGUCAGUGCAGAUACUGUCUCGAAUAUUGAUUUGAUUGAGGCCAUUAAUGAACAUAAACAAAGAAGAAUCAAGGAUAAAAAUGCAAUCAUGACCAUGGUGUUAAAGCAGGCUUCCCCUCACCACCCUACUCGUGCAAUGGGAGAGGAGGAGCUGUUUGUCAUUGAUCCCAAAUCGGCUGAAUGUGUGCAUUAUGAAACAUUUGGAAAAUUCCCUGUCAAGCGCAAAAUUAAGCUGAACCCAAGUCUGUUCAAGGCUCAUUCUGAGCUUUCUGUUCGAAACGAUCUUAUUGAUCCUCAGAUCGAUAUUUGUUCUAUUGAGGUGCUUGCGCUAUUUACUGAAAACUUUGAUUAUCAAGACAUUCGCAAAGACUUUUUAAAAGGUAUCCUUGAAUCGGAUCUUCUUGGAAAAACCAUCUUUUGCCAUCUUUCAAGCACUGGAUAUGCUGCUCGAGUAUCUACUCCUCAGAUGUAUCAUUCUGUCAGUCAUGAUAUCAUGUCUCGUUGGUCUUAUCCUCACGUUCCUGACAAUUGUCCCACGCAUCAUCAGAUGUACAGACACUCUCGCCCUUAUAUUUACAAGGCUGUUGAUGUGAGCCUUUCAAGAUCUGCUCAGCUUAAAGAAAAGGUGAUUAUUGGGACAGGCAGUAGCGUUGGUGAGAAAACCAUAAUCAAAGGCACAGUUAUUGGAAAAGGCUGCAAAAUUGGUGAGAAUGUGCGAUUGGAGGAUGUCUAUGUGUUUGACAAUGUGAUUAUUGGAGAUAACUGCCAAGCCGAAAAAUGCAUUCUUGCCAGUGGUGUUGAGCUUAAAUCUGGUGUUGUGCUUGAAAGGGGGUGCGUGAUUGGCACCAAUGUUAUACUUGGACCAGAUGUUAUUAUUCCUUCACGCAGUAAAAUUUCUGUGGAAAAAGAAGACGAUUUUGGGAUUUCUGAUAAUGAGAGUCCCUCGGUUGCUGCUAGCGAUACAGAAGCAAGUCAUGAAAAUGACGAUGACCAUGAUGAUAUUACCAUGCAUCUUGGUCUUGAAAGUCGUGGCUUUUUCUACAUGAAUGAAGAUAAUGAGGACGAGGAUAUGGAUUGUCGUAAUAUCGAAGCUGGCUAUCUUGAUUCUGGAUGUGGUAAAGAUACUGCCGCCGAUUAUGAACCCGAGUCGGCUAUUGAGACAGAUCUAGAUUGUGCUAUUGAUGAAAGUGAAGAUGAUAAUGAUUGGGAAAAUGAAGUGGCCAUGACUCUUGAACGUGCAUUUUCUGACGAUCACACUGUUGACAUUGCUGCGCUUGAACUCAACACGUUGAAAAUGGCCAUGGAUAUUACCUUUCAAAAUUUGCGCGAGACAGUUAUUCCUGCAAUAUUGGCUCGUAUUGAUCUUACUCGACCUGUUCCUUCCAGUAAAGAAACAAUUUCUCGAUGGGGACCACUUGUCGGCAAGUUUACGCAUUCAAAUGCAGAUCAGCUGAAUGUUUUGCAUAUUAUUUCUGUGUAUGCAAAAGACACAUUGCCAUUUCAAAAAGCGUUUGUGUUUGUCUUGCGUUUCUUUUACGAUAUGGAUGUACUGAGUGAAGACAUGAUACUCAAGUGGCACAAGGGACUAUCAAUGGGAUUAGAUGGUAUGACAAAUAUUAAAUCGCUUGCAUUGCCAUUUGUUGCGUGGCUAGAGGAGGCUGAAGAGGAUGAUGAAGAAUCUAGCGACGAAGAAUAA